AUGCCACUCUAUGCCAAAUUUUUAAAAGACAUUCUGACAAAAAAGAACCAGUAUAUCCACAGUGACACAAUAGUUGUGGAAGGAAAAUGUAGUGUUGUCAUUCAACGCAUCCUUCCCCCGAAGCACAAAGAUCCUAGAAGUGUCACUAUACCGUGUUCUAUUGGUGAGAUUGAUGUGGGUAAAGCUCUCAUAGACUUCGGAGCUAGUAUCAAUCUAAUGCCUCUCUCCAUGUGCCGGCGACUUGGAGAGCUAGAGAUAAUGCCCACAUGCAUGACCUUACAGUUGGUUGAUCACUCCAUCAACAAGACCCUAUGGAGUGAUUGA
This is a messenger RNA of Glycine soja, 324 nucleotides long. RefSeq lists its product as uncharacterized. NCBI's taxonomy places the organism in Eukaryota, Viridiplantae, Streptophyta, Magnoliopsida, Fabales, Fabaceae. The transcript has a single exon. The record is from RefSeq and is a predicted model, not a curated record. Bases 1 to 324 code for a protein of 107 amino acids.